Molecule: messenger RNA, 1102 nt
Organism: Teleopsis dalmanni
Lineage: Eukaryota; Metazoa; Arthropoda; Insecta; Diptera; Diopsidae
Product: probable RNA-binding protein EIF1AD
Exons: 1
Coding region: 191-679 (162 amino acids)
Biological process (GO): translational initiation
Cellular component (GO): nucleus
Molecular function (GO): RNA binding; translation initiation factor activity
Source: RefSeq, a predicted model, not a curated record
AGUGAUAUCUAUAUCACUAACAUCAUCUCUACACAUUUUUUUUCGAUUUUGUUUUAUUCGCAUCAUUCCAGAAGCAAACAGAGCAACUCUCUACGAGUUCAACAUUGGAGUUGUGUGCACGUUUUUGUGUGUUUAAUAUUACUGCAGAGAAUUUUGAGUGUAUUUAAAUAGUUUGGAAUAAUCAGAAGAAAUGUCUAGAGUAGUAAGACGAAAACAUGUUUUAAAAGAAAUGAUGGAUGACAAUUUGGACUUACCUGAGGAGCGACAACAGAUUGUGCGUGUGGUUUGCAGUCGCGGCAAUAAUUUGCAUGAAGUAGAAGCACCGGAGCCGACCUCAGAAAAUUUUCUUGUUUCCAUGCCAACUAAAUUUAGAAAAAACGUAUGGGUUAAGCGUGGUGAUUUACUUUUGGUGAACCCAAUUGAUGAAGGUAGCAAGGUGAGAGCUGAAAUUUGUAAAAUUCUUACACAAGAACAUGUUAAAGAGUUUACCAAAGCGGGCGUGUGGCCUAAACGUUUUACUAAUAAAAGACCGUGUGAUAAUGAUGAUGGUAUUGAUAGCAAUGCUUGUGCUCAGCAGGACGGUGCAAACGGUGACGACGACUUAAUGGUACCAAAUCUAAAUCGCCCUCAAAUAUACGAAGACAGUGACGAGACGGAGGAGUCUGACCAUGAUAUAUAAAACAAAGAUACUGACAACAGUGAAUAAUUAAGAAACAAAUUGCAAAGAUGUCUACAUGACACAAUAUGUGAUUGUGUGGCGCAAUAUGUGUCAGAUAUCAUAGUCUUGAUUUUUGUACCUGUAUCGUCAGCAAGAAAUAUGAAGUAGAGAAAAUUAUGUUAUUACUGUAUUAGGUCUACAUUACGAGUUUUAUGCGAUGACUUACAACCAAACCGACAGACCCCAGCUUUUAGUAAUAAAAAUUGAAUGCCAAUGACUUGAACACGAAAGCCACUGCAAUGAUGGAGUACCCUUACUUCACUGGACCUAGUUUCUCAGCAAUUUUGUUUUUUAAAAAAGCGACAAUUUACAGAUUUGGAAAAUCUUUUGGACUAUAGACUAAGAAUAAAAAUAUUCAUUUGUAUUAUAUGGUUUUUAAAUUAA